AUGAAGUAUACUAUUUCCAGGGGAUACAAAGUUGAUUCUUACGAAUUUGGAAAUCAACUCUCCGGAGCUGGGAUGGGCGCAAGGGUUGAGGCUGAACAAUAUGGAAAAGACGUAAUAGUACUUAAGAAUAUGGUGAAAGACUUACACCCAGACCCCAAAACUCAACCAAAGGUUCUAGGUCUUAGUGGCUUUUAUGACGAGAAAUGGUUUAAUGUCUUCCUAGAAGUUUCGGGACAAGGAGUUGUUGACGGAGUUACACACCACAUCUACAAUCUUGAACCUGGUGAUGGUCUAAACUUGAUUACCAAGAUUCAAGAUCCUUCGUACUUGAAUCAAUCGGGAGCUUGGGUUUCUGAAUCUGGUGGAGCUCUUCAGGGCGAUGCUAAAGAUGUGUCUCCAACCUUUGCUGAUGGAUUUUGGUAUUUUGAUCAAUUAGGAAUGGCUGCAACCUACAAUCACAAGGUUUUCUGCAGGCAAACUCUCAUCGGUGGAAAUUAUGCUUUACUUAACACUACAACAUUUAUUUCCAAACCCGAUUACUACGGUGCGCUUCUAUGGUACCGGCUUAUGGGAAGUAUUGUACUUGCAGUAACUCAAGUGUCUAACCCGAAUUUGCGUGUAUAUGCUUAUUGUGCGAAGAAAAAGCCUGGGGUUUCUAUCAUUUUUAUCAACUUGUCGAAAGAUAGCUCGUUCGAUGAAGAGUAUCAUCUGACUGCAUUAGGUGGAGAUAUACAAGGUCAAAUCGUGUUGCUGAAUGAGGUUCCAAUGGUUCCGACAGAUACAUUCGACAUUCCGGCGAUGGAUCCAAAGCUUGUCAAUGCUUCCACACCCAUCUCGGUUGUAGCUCAUUCCAUAGUCUACAUAACCAUCAGAGACUUUCAUGCCCAUGUCUGUGUUUAA
This is a messenger RNA of Gossypium arboreum, 900 nucleotides long. Its product is annotated as heparanase-like protein 2. Bases 1 to 900 code for a protein of 299 amino acids. NCBI's taxonomy places the organism in Eukaryota, Viridiplantae, Streptophyta, Magnoliopsida, Malvales, Malvaceae. The record is from RefSeq and is a predicted model, not a curated record. The transcript is spliced from 8 exons. Gene Ontology annotation, cellular component: membrane; plant-type cell wall. Gene Ontology annotation, molecular function: beta-glucuronidase activity.